This is a messenger RNA of Myxocyprinus asiaticus (Chinese sucker), 4104 nucleotides long. It is a transcript of the gene nsmfb, whose product is annotated as NMDA receptor synaptonuclear signaling and neuronal migration factor b. Gene Ontology annotation, cellular component: nucleus; cytoplasm. The transcript has 15 exons. Bases 158 to 1933 code for a protein of 591 amino acids. Gene Ontology annotation, molecular function: protein binding. Gene Ontology annotation, biological process: regulation of neuronal synaptic plasticity; positive regulation of neuron migration. Lineage: Eukaryota; Metazoa; Chordata; Actinopteri; Cypriniformes; Catostomidae. The record is from RefSeq and is a predicted model, not a curated record.
CUGACCUUACGUAGCACUUUGAAUCAGGGAGAAAAGAGGUGGUGAUUUCCAUCUAAAUUCUGCGGACGAUUUGUUUGUAUUGUGCAAUUUUCUCCUCCAUUGCAGAUCAUACGAGUGGAAUGAGCUGUUUUUUCACACUGGUCGUUUCCACUGCAGCAUGGGAACUGCCGUGUCCAAGAAGAAGAAUUUAAAGAAUGAUGCGAUUUCUUCUGUUGCCGCAAAAGUUAGAGCAGCUCGAGCAUUUGGAGAAUACUUUUCUCACACUCACCCAGAAAACUGCAACGGAUCAGAUCAGUUGCUAUCUGACACCUUCAUUGGUCAAGACACAGAGUCCCCGGACAUCAGCAGUCUAAACAACAAAAAUAGCCUUCAGCGAUACUCCUGUCACACUCUUAUGGUUAAACCAAAUCAAGAAGAUAUUCAGCCAGGCAGCCAGUCUGCUCCUCUUCCUACCAGUUCCAAGUGUCGACUCUCAGUUGAGCGCAGCCUCUCCUCUGAGGACCAGCAACAUCAUAGGUGUGUGGAGAUCUCUUCGAAACCAGCACGUGUCUAUACCAUUACCAGAGAGCGAGAUAUGCUUGGGGGCCAGGGAAGCGAGGAGAGUUUGGAACUAGAGGUGCUAAAGAGGACCACAGAGCCACCACGAGCCAGCGCUCCCUCCAAUUUACGUGGCACCCAUCAUCGAGGUAGCCAUCAACGUGGAAACAACGGCCACACCCACCGGCAUCACUAUGGUCAAGCCCCUGUGACACAACCUUUGCAGAGCUCAGGGAGCACUCAUAACAUCCGGGACUGGGGAUCGAGGCGGAGCAGGUCGAGAGAGGACUGCACUCCAGAUUGUGUGGCAUGCAUUCGGCCACACUGUCAAAGCCAGCGCUCUUUGGACCUUGAUACCUCAACUCAUGAUGGUGGCAAGCAGCACAAGAAGCUGGAGAGGAUGUACAGUGAGGACCGUGUGUCCUCUGAGGACAGAGAGGAUCAUGCCAACAGCUGGUUCCCUAAAGAGAACAUGUUCAGCUUCCAGACUGCAACCACCACAAUGCAAGCGGCAUUCCGUGGAAUUGCAGAGAGAAAGAGGAGGAAAAGAGAGCAAGAGUCCACCACCAUGAUGGAGAGAAACUUCCGGAAGCACCUGAGGAUGGUGGGCAGCAAAAGGGUCAAGGCCCAGACAUUCACUGAUUGCAAAGCGAAGAGUUUCAGCCGCUCCUGGAGUGACCCCACCCCUAUCAAGCCUGACUCUCUCCAUGACUCCAGAGACAGUGGAGACCUCCAGGCAUCAUCUGGCAAUCUAGAUGAAGCAGAGUUUGAUGAUGUAGUCUGGGAGGAAGAGAGGGAGAUGGAAAAAGCAUCUUGCAUGGGCGAUGACUUCAUCCCACCCAAAAUCAUGCUAAUUUCAUCGAAAGUCCCAAAGGCUGAGUACGUUCCCAACAUCAUCCGCCGGGACGACCCCUCCAUAAUCCCUAUUCUCUACGAUCACGAACAUGCCACCUUUGAUGAUAUACUAGAGGAGAUUGAAAAGAAACUAACCGCCUACAGAAAAGGCUGCAAAAUCUGGAACAUGCUUAUCUUCUGUCAGGGAGGUCCAGGCCAUUUGUACCUAUUGAAGAACAAGGUGGCCACAUUUGCUAAAGUGGAAAAGGAGGAAGAUAUGAUACAGUUCUGGAAGAGACUUGGCAAAUUCAUGAGCUUAUUAAAUCCCGAGCCCAACCUCAUCCACAUUAUGGGCUGCUAUGUGCUUGGCAAUGCUAACGGAGAAAAGCUUUUUCAAAACCUCAAGCGACUGAUGAAACCUUGUGCCAUUGAGUUUAAGUCUCCUCUGGAACUGUCUGCACAGGGUAAGGAGAUGAUUGAGAUGUACUUUGACUUCCGUCUCUACCGUUUGUGGAAGAGCCGUCAGCACUCCAAACUUGACGACUAUGAUGACCUUCUGUGAUGUUGUGUCGUUGGUUUAAGCAGCCCAAGAGGCAGGUAGCUUAAUUUAGGGCCCACGUGCCAACGUUCCCUCCCAAAAAGCCUGGGCGGAAAUGUCCAGAGGUGGAGAAGGGACAGUGAAAGAUGAGGUUGAGGAUGAAGAUGGUUGACUUUACAAAGAUGUUUGAAUCCUCAGCCCUCAAAUGUACUGAGAGGCGAAGUAGCCACUGCUGUUAGGUGCAGUGUGUUCACUGCCAUCCAUUUGAGCUUUCAGCCUCUGAGAGAAAGAGGAACAUUUGGUAGAUAAGCAUAACAGUCUUUUAGCCUAUGUGAAGGUAUAAAAAGUAAUGUUCAAUAUCUAUGAGAACUGAAAGUUUGUGAUAAGAUUUUUGAUGGAAAAAUAGGAACAGUUACUUUUACUAUUUUUGAAUAGCCGUGUUUGUGGUAAACUAGCAGGGAUAGUGAUGCAAAGGCUAUUUUCUAAACAGGCCUAGAGGUUAAUAUUUAAUUCACUAUCAAUGAGUGCAGGAAAAACUGGAACUACAUGUCUGUUGAAUUUACAUAUCCAAUCUAACUCUAUAGAAUAACUAUUGUAAUUUAUCUUUCAACAUAAUAAUAUUGCACAGUUUUACAUUUUUAAAUAUGGUGUUUUCUGUUUAGAAUUGUUUAGAGGGGGGAAAAAACUCAGGUUUCAUUCGUUUUACUGACCACCUCCUGUACAAUACUUUCUGUAGACAAAGAAGAAAACAGUGGAAAAAGAAAUAGAUUUUUUUUUUUCAACUCAGCAGGAAGCCAGAAUGAUUGAGUUACCUGAGAGCAGUUAAAAUAACACUCACUAUAUAUGUAUCAGGGGAUUUGUGUGUGUUUGAGUGUUUUAUUAUAGAUUAAGUUUACAGAUCCAUUGUCUAAAUUUCCAUCAAAUAAUUUAUGUGUAUUAUUAAGGCAUGUGUAGACAGAGCUUGCUAUAGAUCGGCAGAUUUUGUCUUGUGGUAUCUUCCAACUUUUAGCUUUGGUUGACACCUUUUCAAAAUUUUCUAGAACAGUAUCUUAAGCAAACAUCAGAUUUUGAUUAAAUAUAGACAGAAAUACACAAUGACUUUCUCUCAGAUUGUAUCAUAUUUGUAUUGUAUUUCCCUGGCUGUGUUUUGUCAUAUGCAUCUGUGUGUAUUUAAUGUGAUGUCAUGAUGAGCUAUUCAGAAGUUUUUUGGUCUUUGAUAUCGCAGCAAACAUUAUUAUGUGGAAGAUAACUCUUUUUGAUCUUUUUGAUUCAUACAUAUCUCAUGAGUCAAAGUGCAAUUGUAUCUGCAAUAUUUCUCUUAGAAUAGUAAGUAGUACUGAAUGUUACUGUGAUCAUGUUUUGAAUAUCGAAAUUAGCUUUUCACACUUGCUUUUUACUUUUUUUUAAAUAGUAUACAGGAUAAUGUAGUGGCCUCUAAAGAGGUACUCUGAGGAUGAAAAUGUUCUCAAAGCUCUUUAGUUGGUGCGUAAGUGUGUUUUGGAUGCACCAAAUAGAUAAAUAGAUAUACUGGAAGAUAGUUUAAUGAUCAUGAGUAGAUUUUCAAGUGCAAAACAGCAGCAUUGCAACAGACAGUUCAAGGCAUUACAUAGAAUGCUGCCAGGUACAAAAUAUGUAAUGUGGUUACUCUUUUCUGGGUUUACAACUGGGGGAGGAGAAGACAUUGCAAUAUCUGGUGGCAGCAAUCAAAAAUAUCUCCAAUAUCACAUUUUAAAACAACAUAAACUGGUGUCUAAAAGUGCCCUCAUGUCUUGAAGAGGAUGUGAAGAAUUACACAUAUUUGUGUCUGUGUGUGUGAUUGUGUGUUUCAAUAGUAGAGAUGUGCAACGGGGCACUGAGAUGUGAAGGAUGCAUCUAUGUUUGCCUCCAUGUUGAUCCAUCACACUCUUUUUAUCUUUGACCACUCAUGCAGACACCCAGAAAAUUAAAUAAAGCAGUACAGCAUAUGUAUUUAUCUAGGGCCAAAAUCAUAAUCAAAACAGUCCAAGAGCUCCCAUACUGAGGAAAUCAGAGAUUUGUUUCUGAUGAUUGCAUUUCUUCAUAUGUAAUGCUUUAUAUUUUGCCUUCCAGGCUCAUUUAAGCUCAUGUUAUCAUCUCUUGACUGUUUCUGCUAAGUCAUUGUAUCCUAUAAUAACAAAGUAGACUGUAAAAUAGACUUCAUGUAUAGAGAGGUGAUA